AUGACUGUUAGUAGUCAAGGGUCCAAGUCUAGUGCUGGUGCGCUUUUCCGAAAGAAACUGCAGGGGUUUUUUGGCGAUGAAUAUGUUGGGAAUGGAGAAUCAAGGCACGACUCGGACAACUUCACCCAAAGCUCGGCCACGAAACCUUCGUCUCUCGACCACUUCCGGGCGCGCGAAAGAGCCAACUCCGAUGGCUCACGGAACUCAGGAGCUUCACAGGCUCAAAACCAGGCAAGAUCCCAAACCCCUCUUCCUUCUAGCGACAUCACCCCGUGGCUGUACCAGAGCUAUCACGAUAUACCCCAGUAUGGUGAAGCUCCUGUCCGCGAAGCACCCACAGCAGCGACUGAUAGUCAACGUGGGUCAAUAUCUCAAAAGGACCAAUCCCGACGGCAUUUCAGCGGCCACCGGCAUUCGCGAAGCAAAGAAGAGAAGCCGACAGCUGCUGGUGAUCUAGCAGGUUAUUCUAGUCGUCCAGCGACGGGACGUGACGACCUUUCCCUCGAACUCCGCCCAUCUAGAGAAGGCAGCUUGAACCAUGUGACGCCGAUGACUUCGUCCACAACCCUCGUUGGCCGCUCCACAAGCCCAACCCCUAGCGUUCAAAGCGCCUACUCUAGGGAACAGGGCCAAAAUUCACCCGGGACGCAGACGAGUAAACGUUCCUUUCUCGACAAGAUACGCCGUCCGAAGCACGGCCAUUUGAAAAACAUCACAGGGUCAAAAACAGUGCAGGACACAACCAAAGCUGCCAGUUCGAAACUCUCUCGGCGUGAAGCCUCGCCAGCCAGACGGGGACGACAGGGAAGCAUUGAAAGCGGAACAUCCUCUCGACUGACUGAGACCGGGGACAGUGAGCGGAGAAAGGACAGUAAAGGCCUAGCCAUUAGCUCUACGAAGUUGAGGGGUCGUCGAGGUCAUGGCAACGAGUUCCCUUCUGCCGUGGAGCUCCGAAAGCCGGGCGUACCAAAUAUGUGGGCGCUUGAUACCGACCUCACUCAUAUGGAAGGCAUAGUGAAUCCACCAUCGCCAGGUGCACAAAGCAAGAUGUUCGAUGGGGCUUCGAUACGGUCUGAGGAAACACGACGGCCUGAUACUAUGCCCGCAGGCAAUUGGGACGCCCCGGAGAGCUGGCAUGUAAAGAAGAAUGAGCCUUCCAAUCUACUUCCCCAAGACACCUCGGAACCUGGUCCAACCAUUUCUGAGCCGGGCGGCUCGAAUUGGUACAUACGGGUAUUUCGUCAAGAUGCGACAUUCGCCACACUGUCGGGUGGGCUAUACUCUACAGUUUCCGAGCUGGUUCAGUUGCUCAGUCGAAAGUCCUUUUUUUCGGAUCCUACGGCUAAUUACGAACUGAUCAUGCAAAAGAACGGUCUUUCAAGGCAGGUCGAUCAAACAGAGAUGCCCAUUCUCAUGCAAAAACGAAUUCUCGAACAAGUGGGCUAUACUGAAAAAGACCGUAUCGAAGAAGUCGGCAGGGAAGAUCACAGCUAUAUCUUGCGCUACACGUACCUACCUAUUAGGAUCAGUGGCUCUGUCAUUGAAGGCCAUGAUCCCCCGCUCGGCAAAACUCAACAGAAAUUUAGCCAUGUGGACCUGACGAACCGAAACCUUCUUACGAUUCCAAUCGGUCUCUACAAGAAAGCUGCCGAGAUCAUCUCACUGAAUCUGUCUAAGAACCUUGCAUUGGACGUGCCAAAGGAUUUCAUUCAGGGGUGCAUCAACCUGCGAGAAAUCAAGUUCAUGGGUAAUGAGGCUCUCCGGUUGCCUGCGAGCUUCGGACUUGCGAGCCGAUUGACCUACUUGGACGUGUCGAACAACUGCCUGGAAGACCUGACACAUGCCAACCUUGAUAGAUUGCACGGCCUUGUAAGUAUCAAGUUGGCCAACAAUAAGCUCACAAACCUGCCUAGCUACUUUGGUAACUUCCAAUAUCUGAGAAGCCUGAACAUAUCGUCGAACAGCUUCCAUGUAUUUCCUGAACUCUUAUGCCGCUUGAAGAACUUAGUCGACCUAGACAUCAGUUUCAACAAUAUCUCCGGGCUUCUACACAUUGGAAAGCUGACAACCCUCGAGCGGCUCUGGAUGACGAACAAUAUCGUCAGGGGUGCGCUAGAUGACACAUUCAGGGAUCUGGUCAACCUGAAGGAGAUUGAUGCCAGGUUCAACGAAGUCACCAACAUAGACAUUCUGUGUUUCCUCCCCCGCCUGGAGCUGGUAGAUGUCGGGCACAAUUCAAUUUCGAAGUUCAAGGGUUCAUUCCCAAAGCUUAGAGCUCUAGGCCUUGACCAUUGUCCUAUGACCCAGUUCGAUAUUGACGCACCUGUGCCCACGCUGAGAUCUCUGAAUAUCGCCUCUGCAAAGCUGGUUCAAUUUCGCGACAGCUUGUUCGAUAACUUGCCAAACCUGCAAAGGCUCAUUCUCGACAAGAACCACUUUGUGUCAAUGUCACCUCACAUUGGUAAACUCCGCAAGCUCGAGCACUUUAGCAUGAUCAAGAAUCCUCUUGCAGCUCUUCCUGCGACAAUUGGCUGCUUAACAGAGCUCAAGUAUCUCAACUUAAGGGAAUGCAACCUGAGAAAGCUACCACCAGAGCUUUGGCAUUGCCUGAGGCUGGAGACACUGAAUGUUUCGUCGAAUGUUCUCGAUGUUUUUCCGAAGCAUGGAUGCCCGCAACCCCAGCCUCCCAGCGAAGUGGCUGGUACUCCUGCCGCAACACCUGGCAUAUCAACGACACCGAGCUACGAAGAGCUCGGUGCUCUCGAAGAACAAGAGGCACGCCGUCCAAGCCAAGCCUCGGGCGGAGCCCUCAGCACCGGGAACUCCCCAAACGGUGGCACAUAUCGAAAGCCUUCCGUUGCAUCUUCUCUAGGUCAAGGUAGGAAGGUGUCCGCAGCAUCUCGGUCACUUACGGAUGGAAGUCCGUCAUCUCGUAAAGAUUCGAACUUCUCGCAGCAUGUGGCGACGACAUUUGCCGGUUCGCUCAGGAACCUCUAUCUGGCUGACAAUCGCUUGGAAGACGACAUAUUUCGGGAGUUGUCACUGAUCCCAGAGCUGCGCAUCGUGAAUCUCUCGUACAACGAGUUGACCGAGCUUCCCCAGGGACUUCUCAGGCGCUGGCCUCUGCUGACCGAAUUAUACAUCUCUGGCAACGAGCUGAUCUCUCUUCCUUCCGAUGAUCUCGAAGAAGGUAGCAACCUCAAAGUCCUCCAUAUCAACGCCAAUCGCUUCCAAGUACUCCCUGCAGAGCUCUGUAAAGUUGCGAAACUCGCAUACUUGGAUGCCGGGAGCAAUUCGCUCAAAUAUAAUGUCUCUAACUGGCCCUAUGAUUGGAACUGGAAUUGGAACAGAAAUCUUCGGUAUCUCAACUUCUCGGGCAACAAACGACUUGAAAUCAAGCCUCCUGGCUCAUCCCUAUCGAAUCAUCCUCAGUCGUCUAAGCAACAGCCACCAUAUCUGACAGAUUUUACUUCUCUCACCCACUUGCGAGUUUUGGGAUUGAUGGAUGUCACCCUCACGAUCACGACAAUCCCUGAAGAAAACGAAGAUCGCCGCGUCAGGACGUCUGCUUCACUGGCUGGUGCACUCGCAUAUGGCAUGGCCGACUUCCUCGGUAAAAGCGACCAUCUUUCUAUCUUCGACAUGAUUGUGCCUCGUUUAAAGCCGGACAAGGUGGAAACAGUCGUAGGGAUGUUUGAUGGACAAUCCCAAACUGGUGGAGGUUCACGGAUUGCCAAAUUCCUGCACGAGAAUUUCGUACACACGUUUAAUUCUGAACUGAAGCGAAUCCGUUCCGAGCAACAUGAGACCGCACUGGAUGCGCUGCGGCGGGCGUUCUUGACUCUAAACAAGAACAUGGCUUUUGCAUGUUACAAGUCUCUGGAUCAGGAUGUCCGGCAAUAUCAGGAAGAUUCCACUGACCAGAGAAGAGUCCGGUUGAAUAAGGAUGACAUUAAUCAGGGCGGUGUCGCUACCGUCAUGUACAUCAAUAACAUGGACCUUUAUGUUGCAAACGUCGGCGAUGCCCAAGCGAUCCUCGUCAAAUCCGAUGGUUCCAUGAGGCACCUCACUCAAAAUCAUGAUCCUGCCGAGGCACAUGAACGAGAAAGAAUCCGCGCUGCCGGAGGAUUUGUCUCUCGCACGGGUAAAUUGAACGACGUCCUCACCGUGUCAAGAUCUUUUGGGUAUUUCCACAUGAUGCCAGCAAUUAUUGCGGCCCCUCACACCAUGCAUGUCAAUCUUACGGAGCAGGAUGAGAUGGUCAUCCUAGCCUCUAGAGAGUUGUGGGACUACGUGACGCCGGAUCUGGUUGUCGAUGUGACCAGGGCCGAACGAAGAGACCUCAUGAUUGCAGCCCAGAAGAUUAGAGAUCUGGCUUUAUCUUUUGGUGCAACCAACAAACUGAUGGUGAUGAUCCUUGGUGUGGGCGAUUUGAAGAGGCGGGAGAAGAUCAGGACGCGGCCAAGUCUUUCUAUGGUCGGCCCUCCCGAGGAACAGAUCAUUCCCAGCGUUAAGCGUACAAAGAAGCCGCGUGACGCGCCUGGCGACUCCAGGCUCGCUCGAUUCGAUUACGUGGAUGCUCCUGUUGGUGAACUUGCCAUUAUUUUCACCGAUAUCAAGAAAUCGACAAGUCUUUGGGAGACAUGCCCGGAUGCAAUGCGCUCGGCCAUCCAGAUCCACAAUGACAUCCUCCGUCGACAGCUGGGUAUCAUUGGUGGCUAUGAGGUCAAGACCGAAGGUGACGCUUUCAUGGUCGCAUUUUCCACAACGACCGCUGCUUUGCUGUGGUGCUUCAACUGUCAGACACAACUUCUCGAGGCCGAAUGGCCGACGGAGAUCCUCGAGCAGCCACAGUGCCAGGUUGUGUGUGAUAGUGAGAAUAACGUCAUCUUCAGGGGUCUAUCCGUUCGAAUGGGUUCGCACUGGGGAGAGCCUGUCUGUGAGAAGGAUCCGGUCACCAACCGCAUGGACUAUUUUGGGCCGAUGGUGAACCGAGCGUCGCGAGUCUCUGCAGUUGCUGAUGGUGGUCAAAUUUUCGUUUCGUCGGAUUUCAUGAGUGAUAUUCAACGCAACUUGGAGAUCUUUGCGGACAGUGAACGGGCUGCGUCUACCGGUUCGGAAGAAAGCUAUGCGUUUGAUACUCUUGGGAACAACAUUCGCCGUGAGCUGCAGCAACUCAACAGCCAGGGAUUUGUGAUCAAGGACCAAGGCGAGCGCAAGUUAAAGGGGCUUGAAAACCCGGAGCCGCUGUACCUCAUCUACCCGCAUGCCCUGUCGGGACGUUUGACAACCGUGGAUAAAGAUACGAGCAACGAGCUUGCCCCGACCACCAUCAGCAAACAUUCUCAACUGGAGAUCCAAACAGAUCUAAUUUGGCGCUUAUGGGAGAUUACUCUCCGGCUGGAGAGACUCUGUGCCGCAUUAGAGUACCCGGGCGAAGCUCUACUCAAAGAACCAAAUGUGGCUCUUUUCAAUGUGGUCAAGAAUCAUGGCGGUGAGCUUGCCGACUCGACUGUGAUCAGCCUAGUCGAACAGCAGGUGACUCGCAUCGAGGUCUGCAUUACUACUCUUUCCGUUCGCAACAUGAUUCGGCCCUUCCGGCCAGGCGAUCGACUCAAUGACCACGCCAUGCCAAUUGCAGACGUGAUGCAGCAACUGCAAUCCCAGCUCACAGAAUACCGAGCUCUGAAGGAGCAAAUUGACGCCAGUGCUGGCACUGCCACUAGCUAUACACACGAUCCACAGUAUAGCAACGGUGAGAGCAACUCCGACUCUGCAUCGUCGUCCUAUCUACAGAUGGGACCGCCGUCUGACGAGUUUAACCCUGGUGGACCUCGUCGCUGA
This is a messenger RNA of Aspergillus sclerotioniger CBS 115572, 5844 nucleotides long. RefSeq names its product adenylate cyclase acyA (gene acyA). Gene Ontology annotation, molecular function: adenylate cyclase activity; protein binding; magnesium ion binding. The transcript is spliced from 3 exons. The coding region runs from base 1 to 5844 and encodes 1947 amino acids. NCBI's taxonomy places the organism in Eukaryota, Fungi, Ascomycota, Eurotiomycetes, Eurotiales, Aspergillaceae. Gene Ontology annotation, biological process: cAMP biosynthetic process; intracellular signal transduction. The record is from RefSeq and is a predicted model, not a curated record.